Erythranthe guttata (spotted monkey flower) is the source of this 346-nucleotide messenger RNA. The record is from RefSeq and is a predicted model, not a curated record. Lineage: Eukaryota; Viridiplantae; Streptophyta; Magnoliopsida; Lamiales; Phrymaceae.
AUCAACAGUGGGGAAUGCAUCGUCAUAAUUUUCAUGGCUGUUUUGGUGUUGUUAACGAAUGGUGUGCAUGGAAAAAGCACAUACGCUUGCUGGGGUGGCUGCUAUAAUGAAUGCUUUCUGAAAACCGGUAUAGUUAAAACUCAGUCGAAGGGGCUUUCUUGUGAUUAUCAGUGUCUUAAUAACUGCGUCCCUCGUUCGGCUUCUGAUUUCAUGUACUACUGUGAGAUCGGUUGCUCUCUCAAGCGAUGCAUCCCUGUUGCCUAUGAUGGAGCGAAACUGGAGAGAUGCUUCGGUUUUUGCACUAAUCUCUGCAAGAAACUGAUAGCAUCAUGAGUGAAUCUUGAGC